Molecule: messenger RNA, 2367 nt
Organism: Geodia barretti
Lineage: Eukaryota; Metazoa; Porifera; Demospongiae; Tetractinellida; Geodiidae
Source: the annotation of a GenBank genome assembly
GGUAAGUACCUCAGUAAAGCGCUUGUAUGUGUCCUUGGCCUUUUGUAAACAGUUCAGGCACUUCUACUUCAGCUAUGGCCACAAUACAGAGCACAACACAUCAGCAGAUUCUUCCUAAAGGUGAACAUAGUGCGUGUGUGUGUAUACCUUGAGUAGUUGAUGCACAUGAUUUCCCGACGAAAGUGCCCCCAUGGUAAGCCUGGCGUUGCAAUGUAGCUUCGCUAAUGCAGUAUCUAGGGACUUGAAACAGGACGGUCUUUGUGUUUAAAACCGUUCGCCAACACCCGUCAGUGCAGUACCUCAGCAGCCUGUGAAGGAUGGAGGUAUCCAGAAUACUAUUGCUAUGACCAUUACUAGCUCUUCCGCUCUCUUCUUGGCGUUGAUGCUUCGCUAUCUGACGAACAAGGGCUGCUCUCAGAUCCUGGGAUUGAGAGCAGAAAGUGGUGUAGCCAACUGGCCAUACAGUGUUGCCCUCUGCUGAGCUGAUUCCUGCUGCUCCUCACCCUAGCCAGUCUCCCAGAGCCUUCACAUGCUGUUGGUCAAGAUCCUGGCAUGCCCUCUCCAGCAGGUUGAACAGACUGAUUGAAGAUGCCAAGUGACAUGUGGAGCCCAGGAAUACAGACCUAACAAGGUAUUGGAAAGAGAAACACCUCGCCAAUCACAUUGUUGAAUCUCUUCGCCUGUUUGACGGUAUGCUCCUGAUACACUAACCAACCUCUGCUGGUUGUUUAGGCUCUGACGAGAGCGCAAGUGCUAUGCGCACGUGUGCUUAGAGGCUUUGAGCUGAUUGCUGCGACUAGUACACCACAAACACAGUGUCGCCCUAGGAUGGAUAGAGCGUUCAUAUAUAUUGGUAUGAUUUCGGACAGAUCAUACCGAUGCUCAGAAAGUCCAUACAUCACACACAAAACUCAUAGUCCCCGUGAAGAGAGACUGUAUUGCCCACUCUCUGUAUGUUUAGAAUGGUGAUUUUAUUAUUUCUAACACUAGCAUUACGAACCUCCAUUUCUUCCCUGAUUUUCAUCAUUCCCUGUACUGAUCAGGGCAGUGUGCAGGUUGUGGUGCUCUCUCCAGCUGGAGACACAAGGAGGGAUGUGGUUGCAGGGGUUGAGUUUGGUUUGCUGACAUGAUCACUGUGCAUGUUCAGCUUGAAGCUUCCCUCGGUCCUUAUCAGCUCCGAUCUACAUCCAGACUUCAGAGGAAGGUAUUGUGCUGUCAUGCAUGUUAGCCCACUGCCAGAAACUGCAGACCUAUCACGUGUUGGUUCAAGGUGUCUGAGACUCUAGCUAUCAGCAGGAAGUGAAGGGCACCAUCUCAGCUGCUAUGUUGUCCCCUACAGUCUCAUUGGCUAGAGAACGCUGCUUUCUCUCACGGCCAGCGAUAUAUGGACAUCUUCAACCAUCUAUGUAUUACAUCAUCCAGGUUUGUUCCAUGAGAUGGAGAGGUUUUGCCUUCACAUGGCUAGGGAGUGGUCUGCGGGAUUCAAUCGGAAGACAGCCUCCUUGUGUUCCCUCAGCCCUGAAACCAUGCCGUACCGACGCUGGACAGUCCUGCACUAGCCUCAGAAGUGGAGACGAUUGCGGUGGAAACCGGGAGAAGACUCAGUGGCUAAAGGAAGUGCAUAACUCGUUACAGACACCUCUGCCUAUGGACCCGCCGUACUAGAUGCUCUGCUAGUCUCCUUUCCACUGGUUGAGUUGGAGCAGUUACUGGCCUUGCGAGGAUCUCCUGAGCACUAAUCUGUGAUGGUACCGUAUACCAACUUGAGGGCUCCCAAAAGCUCAUACACCACAGCACUAGGCAGACCGAUGGUGAGGUUGUCUAGUUCAUGUGUGUAGCAGCCAGGACAUGAUGGUUUGGGAGAGAGUUCUAUCCACCUGCAGCAAUGGGCACAAACUAAGCUACCACAGGAAAGCUCGAUGGGCUGCUUCAGGAUGUCACAGCAGAUGGGACAGAGAAGGUUCGCCACAUGUUCUGGUAGGUACUCUACCUCGUCUGUGGAGUCAACAUAGGAGGUGUGUUUUAUCCAGCAAAAUGCAUCAAUGGAGUGAUGGUAUGGUAUCCCCUUUGAGGCAGCAGUAGAUUGCCUCUUCAUGGCGGCAAAGCAUCUGUUGCAGAACAACUCCGGGUGGACAUCAGGGUCAUCAGUCCCAACAGAAAUGCCAAAUGAAGCCUCUAGCCCUUCUGUGUUGUUGGUGCAUUUGUGUACAGGAGCCCUUUUCUUGGCUCUCUGCAGCCUUCCUCCACAUACACGACAAAGAAUGUGGAGUUGGUGCACAUCUGCCAUUGCCAGACACUUCUAUUUUGUAGCUGGCUCUAAAAAUAAGUAUCAUUUAGAUCCCUAUAUUAUUGAAUACUUCCACUCUU